UUUACUUCCGGAGUGAACGUGUGGCGUGGUUUUGGGGGAACAAAACAUGGAGAAGAAAGAUGAGACACCAUCUCCUCCAUUGCGGAAUAAAAUAUGAUGAAAAACGAUUCUUCAGCAAGCGAUUUUUCUCAUUCAAGUUCGCAGGGAAGCUCAGACGAAAAUGAGUUUCCCACUAGUACGAGUUCAUGGCCCAUUAGUUUCAUCGAUAAAUUUGGAAUUCGAAAAGUGAUGAAAAAUCCCUUUGAAAUUGUGCGUACACUUUGGGGAUUAUGUAUUUUGACAGACUCUGAAGUAUUUAGAAUUGAUGAAAUUGUGAAAGUAUGCAAUUUACAAUAUAUCGAUUGCGAUUCUUUGGAGGAGAUACCAUAUUAUGAUUCCACACCUUACGAAGAGUGGGUAAAGGAGAAGUUUCCACAGAUGUCAGUCAAAGAGCUUAAAUUGUUCAAUGAACACUGUGAAGAGUUUGGAUAUUUUCUAUUUAACACUCUGCAGAGAAUACAUCAGCCCAAAAAGAGAGAGAACCAGUUGCCAUAUGAAAUUCAAUACCAACUUCUCUUUGAAAAAUUUCUUAAAUUGUUUGAUUUUAAAGUCCAGUCACAACCAUAUUUACCAACGGGGCGUGCAACAAUAUUUGGACAAGAAAUCUCCUCAAAGGCUGAUAUUCUCUGCAGUAAAUGGAAUGAUCCAAUGAAAAUACUCAGUAUCUGUGAGGAAAUUCAUUCAACUGUACAUUUUCAGGAAAAAUCUACUGAGGUAAAAAGAAAAAGUCCUGAAGAAGGAGCAGACUUUUCACCAGUUAAGAAAAAAUUACGAUCAGCAGCAUCAACAUUAGAAACUGUUAAUGAGGAGGCAAGUUCCAGUACAGGCUUAGUCCCUGGUCUGUCGUCUGAUGUAUAUGCCCAGCACGUUGGAGAACUGCUAGCCUAUUUUGAAAGUUCUGUUUCACCAAAUGGCCUUAUUGGAAUGGUUGUACAGAAGACAAAUGUUUUGUUUACUUUGCUGAAAAUCAAUCCAGAGAGCUAUGAAAAAAUUAAAACAAGAACCAAUCCUGGAUCUGUGAAGUUUGAUACAACAAAAAAUGCAGUUGUUAUUGCAUAUGGUGGAGUCAAGCAGACUUGUAUGCUGUAAAUGGAUGUUCAGAAGAGGGGAUUUUUCAAAGAGGAACAUAUUAUUUCGUAAGGUGUAAAGCAAUCUGACAUUUCGAGAAACCAGAAGUCUCUGUUAAGAGUGAAGCUCUACUGGUUUGUACAUGUAACAAAGGAAGAGUAACUUGAAACUUUAAAACAGUAACAUCUAGAAUAAGUCUUUUUUGUGGCAAAAUUUCAAUUAAAUAAGCUGCAAUAAUUUAAUCUGAGAUUCCUCUGACUCUAACCCCUGCGUUUACAUUGUGACUUGUGCAGGCCCCU
This is a messenger RNA of Saccostrea echinata, 1406 nucleotides long. RefSeq lists its product as uncharacterized. The record is from RefSeq and is a predicted model, not a curated record. The transcript has 7 exons. NCBI's taxonomy places the organism in Eukaryota, Metazoa, Mollusca, Bivalvia, Ostreida, Ostreidae. The coding region runs from base 94 to 1128 and encodes 344 amino acids.